This is a messenger RNA of Pisolithus orientalis, 1224 nucleotides long. Its product is annotated as membrane bound O-acyl transferase family-domain-containing protein. The transcript has 2 exons. Gene Ontology annotation, biological process: lipid metabolic process. NCBI's taxonomy places the organism in Eukaryota, Fungi, Basidiomycota, Agaricomycetes, Boletales, Pisolithaceae. The record is from RefSeq and is a predicted model, not a curated record. The coding region runs from base 1 to 1224 and encodes 407 amino acids.
AUGGUUUGGUCGUUCCUCGAGAACCUGCCCACCCACAUCUUCCGUGUCCCACCUGUGUCAGAGAGACGCCCGUUCGACACAUCCACAUUCUUCGCGUACAUCGUACCAACGUGCCUCUCUUACUAUGUCGCCGCAGUCCUAGUCAUUCUCCCCGGAACGCGUGUGUUGCGCAUCGCACUGUGGCCACUCGUCGCUCUCUUGGCUUUUCGAGCCACCAUGGGCAUCGAUUUCACAGGUGGGGACCCUCAGAAAACGUUUUUUAAUCUUAUUAUGUUCUGCUUCGUCGUGCGCACGUUCGAAUGGACAGCCGCAAAAGACCCACUCAAGCGGCAUCUCCAGCCAGCUGGUUCUUCUCCGUCCAUCUUCGUGGACGCGCUGGACCUCUCCACUAACGUCCGCGGUGUCGGUUGGAACUGGUCCAAAAGCCUUCGUUUUCCUCCGGACGCACGUCCCUCCUCGCGUGGAUGGUUCAUAGCAUAUGUCUUACUCUCCACUUGGUACCACAGCGUUGUAUGUGGUGCAUUCCACCUUGCUACGCAAGCGUUUUCGCCCGAGACCUUCACUGUUCUAAGUGGAGGCACGAUCUUCGAUGCGACACUUCCUCCUCUCAUCCGAUACUUCCGAUCCGUCAUCAUCACUGUCUUCGCCGCAGUUGCCAUCUUCGCUGUCAUGCAACUGAUAUAUGACAUUGCUACGCUCAUUGGUGUUAUCGUGCUUCGGCAAGGCCCUGCGCAAUGGCCACCCGUAUUCGACAAGCCGUGGAAAGCAGACUCGUUGCGCGACUUCUGGGGUUAUAGGUGGCAUCAACUGUUUCGGCGGACAUUCAUCGUUGUUGGAGGAUGGCCUCUUGGGAUCGCCUUCGGACGUAUGGGAUAUGUGCUAGGAUCAUUUCUCGCAUCGGGGGUAGUCCACAACAUCGUGGUAGUCAUGCUCAAUCAAAAUGUCGAAUGGUGGUGCAUGCUCCUCGCGUUCGGGAUGAUGGCCGUUGGCGUUAUCCUUGAGCACAUGUUCACGCGGAUGACGGGGAAGGAAGUGGGUGGGUGGAUUGGGAGAGUAUGGUCGAUGGCUUGGUUGUUGGUGUGGGGAAGUAUCAUGAUGGAUGGGUUCGCGCGAGCGGGGUUGCUUGCAUCAACGACCUUGUUGGAUACUGCGUGCCCUGUCAAAGGGAUCGUGGAAUAUUAUGUGACGGUGUUGGAUAGGUGGUUGAGGGAAUGUGCAUCAUAG